Xyrauchen texanus (razorback sucker) is the source of this 4760-nucleotide messenger RNA. Its product is annotated as E3 ubiquitin/ISG15 ligase TRIM25-like. The record is from RefSeq and is a predicted model, not a curated record. Gene Ontology annotation, molecular function: protein binding; zinc ion binding. The transcript is spliced from 15 exons. Lineage: Eukaryota; Metazoa; Chordata; Actinopteri; Cypriniformes; Catostomidae. Bases 24 to 3041 code for a protein of 1005 amino acids.
CUCGCCUGGGUUUCGCUUUUAAAAUGGCGCAAGCUGGAGUUUUCCUGGAGCACGACCAGUUCAACUGUUCCAUAUGUCUGGAUGUCUUAAAGGACCCUGUGACUAUCCCAUGUGGCCACAGCUAUUGUAAAGGCUGCAUUAAAGGAUACUGGGACCAAGACGACAAUCUGGGCAUUUAUGGCUGUCCUCAGUGCAGGCAGAGCUUUGCACCCAGACCUGUGCUUGGCAGGAACACCAUGCUGGCUGAUGUCGUGGAGAAACUAAAGAAGACAGGGCUCCAUGCUGGGCCAACAACCUCUGAUCCGAGCCAAGCCAAGCCAGGGGACGUGGAGUGCGACGUCUGUUAUGGAAAGAAAAACAAAGCCUUUAAAUCGUGUCUGGUUUGUCUUGCGUCCUAUUGUGAGACCCACCUUCAACCUCACUUCGAGUCAGCGGCCUUUCAGAAACACAAUCUGGUGUCCCCUUCAAAAAAGCUACAAGAACAGAUGUGCUGUCGCCACGAUAAACUCCUGGAGGUUUUCUGUCGCACGGAUCAGCAGUGUAUUUGUUACCUUUGUUUAACCGAUGAGCACAAAGGGCAUGACACUGUUCUGGCAACAAUAGAGAUGAAUGAGAAAAAGAAUGCUCUCGUGGAGAUGCAGAGGAUUUCCCAGCAGAGAAUUCAGGAAAGAGAGAAGGAGUUGGCUGACCUGAGACAGGCUGCACAGGCGCUCACAAUUUCCGCACAGACGGCACUCGAUGAGAGCGAGCGUAUUUUCACAGAACUGGUGUGCUCUAUAGAGCGGCGCCGCACUGAAGUGAAGGAGCUGAUCCGAGGUCAGGAGAGGACAGCAGUGAAUCAGGCUGAAGCAGUUCUUCAUCAACUGGAACAAGAGAUCACGGCGCUGAAGAAAACACAUGCUGAAUUAGGAGAGCUCUUCCAAACAGAGGACCAUAUCGCCUUCCUGCAGAAUUGCAGGUCUGUGUGUGCUCAGCCUGCGCCUGUUGUCUUACCUGCAAUCACCUUUGAGCCAAACUUUGGGAUCGUCAUGACAGCGGUAUCCGAGUUCCAAGCUCUCUUAGACGAUGUCUGCCAAGGUGGAUUUGUCAGUAUUUCGGAGAAAGUGAAUGAUGUUACUAUUAUUCAGUCCACGAUCCAAAAACCAGAUUCUAACUUAGCUAUAUCAACACCACUACUCUUUGGCCAGUCCGGACAAAAUCCUUUUACCAUAAAUGCCCCGACAUUUAGUCUUUUUCCAUUGUCAUCACAUGGAUCCAGAGCAUUAAGUUCUCGUCAGAGACUGCAGCCGCGAAGGAGACGCAAAUGUGUUUCGAAAAAAAUGGCUGACACAAAUAUCUCUGUGGACAAGGACCAAUUCUGUUGCUCGGUGUGCUUGGAAGUGCUGUGGGAGCCGGUCACUAUUCCCUGUGGUCACAGUUAUUGCAUGGAGUGUAUUAAAGGUUACUGGAGGAAAUUUGAGUUAAAAGAAGAGUACAGCUGCCCUCAGUGUCGAAGAACCUUUAGUCCCAGACCUGCGCUGUCCAAAAACACGAUGCUGGCUGAUAUUGUGGAAAAACUGAGGAGAACUGGAGUUCAAGAUUUUCUUCAGAGUCAUUUGAAGGAUGUGGACUGUGACGUUUGUACUGGGAGGAAGCAUAGAGCUGUGACGUUUUGUGUGAAAUGUCAGACGUUAUACUGUGAAAUUCACCUAAAACCUCACAACGAAAGAAAUCGAGGAAGGAUGCAUCAGCUUAUUGAAGUUACAAAGCAAUCGCAGAAGAGAAUUUGUUCACGGCACAAUAAACUGCGGGAGGUUUACUGUCGCACCGACCAACAGUGCAUUUGUAGUUCAUGCCUAAAGGAUGGGCACGAGGGACACAGCGCAGUAUCAAUUAUGGAGGAGAGGACCGACAAACAGAAACACUUUGAGGAAGUGUGGAGAAAGUCAAAGCAGAGGUGUAAGGAGAGAGAAAAGGAACUGCGAAACAUUGUAAAAUACAUCAAGCGUUCUGCACAAGUGGUUGAGGAUGACAGUGAAAAGAUCUUCACCAGACUGCUGCGCUCCAUCGAAAGGAAGCACAACGAGGCGAAAGAGCUGAUCAGAGGUGAGGAGAGGACAGCUCUAGGCCAGACGGAGAAGCUUCUAGAACGACUGAGUCAACAGAUAAUUGAACAUAGAAGAGGAGAGGCUGAGCUAGAGAUGCUUUCAAACACAGAGGACCAUAUACAUUUCCUACAGAACUAUAAGUCUCUAUGUGCUCCUCCUGAACUCGGGGGUCAGCCCAGCAUUAACGUCCAUCCAUACUUCUCUUUGCUGAUACUGAGGAAGGCUCUCACAGAGAUAAAAGAGAGAGUUACUGACAUUUGUGACAGAGAAUCAGCAAGAAUAUCAGAAAUGGUUGAGCAAAAUCAGGCAUCUGAAAAUAUCUUGAGUUUACCAGUGAACUCUGAAACAGCACGAGGAACAUCACCACAAACUGAGCCGAGGACUAGAGCAGAUUUCUUACAAUAUUGCCAUGAUCUGACGUUAGACCCGAACACUGCCAACUCUUUCAUCCGUCUCUCUGGAGACCAUCGAGAGGCCACAACAGAACCGGAGCCUCAGUCGUACUCUGAACAUCCAGAGCGGUUCAGCAGUUGGGCUCAGGUCUUGUGCACUGAGGGUCUGUCGGAACGCUGUUACUGGGAGGUGGAGUGGGGAGGCAGUGGGGGAGUUUCCAUUGGAGCUUCCUACAAAGGGAUUCCAAGGACUGGAAGGAAUAUGGACAGAAAACUGGGAUGCAAUUCCAAAUCCUGGAGUUUAGAUUUCUCCAAUUCUCUUUGUUUUUUCAGGCACAAUAAGUCUAGUAUAGAAAUACACACUCCGAUGCCAAAUAGAAUUGGGGUGUUUCUUGAUCACACAGCUGGAACUCUGGCUUUCUAUAUUGUUACUUUAGCAGAUGAUAGCAUGACUUUGCUUCAUCAAGUGCAGACCACUUUCGCCCAACCCCUCUACCCUGGAUUCUGGGUUGGACUUGGCUCCACUUUGAAAAUCUGUCAAACUUUCAGUUUCUCAGCUUAGUAAAACAAAAGCGUGUGCUCUUUUUUAAUUAUAAAGAAGAUAUUUUGUUAUUGUUAUGAAUAGGGCUGAAAGAAUUGGUUCUUGUCUAGAAUAAAAAAACAUGACUUUCGGUUCUGUUUACGGUUCCCAAACGUAACAAUGUGUCCUGCAGGGGGCCUGGGUAGCUCAGCGAGUAUUGACGCCAACUAUCACCCCUGGAGUCACGAGUUCGAAUCCAGGGCAUGAGUGACUCCAGCCAGGUCUCCUAAGCAACCAAAUUGGCCCGGCUGCUAGGGAGGGUAGAGUCACAUGGGGUAACCUCCUCAUGGUCUCUAUAAUGUGGUUCUCGCUCUCAAUGGGACACGUGGUAAGUUGUGCGUGGAUCGUGGAGAAUAGCAUGAGCCUCUACAUGCGAAAUCUCCACGGUGUCAUGCACAACAAGCCACGUGAUAAGAUGCAAGGAUUGACAGUCUCAGAAGUGGAGGCAACUGAGACUUGUCCUCUGCCACCCGGAUUGAGGUGAGAAACCGUGCCACCAAGAGGACCUACUAUGUAGUGGAAAUUCGGCGUUCCAAAUUGGGAGAAAAGGGGAUUUACAAUUUUUUUUUUUAAUCUACGGGGCAAAAUAUACAGCACAACUAGUGCAGUCCGAUUCCCAAACUAAUAAAUCUAAUGAGCCAGUUCUUUUGAAUCUAUAGCAUGACCACCAUAAUUCAAUCCCCAAACAACUGACUCUUAUGAGCUGGUUCUUUUUAGUGAAUCAAAGGCAAGUAUAUUUACUGAUUUACUGAAUAAUCAAACACGUAAUUGACGAUUUUCGUCUUGUCCAGUUUGAAAUGAAAUGAGAACUGCUACCAUGUUAUGCAAUGUGGUACUUGAGUCUCCCGAGACUUAAAUCAGGCAGUGUAGUUACUGAAUUGUUCGUCAUAUGACAAUGUGUAGUUAAAGAUACACAAGUUUAGGUGUAGACAAUAACAUUUUAGAAAAUAAUACAUGCAAGAAUUAAAUGUUACAUCUUUUUUGUUUUAGAACUUUUAUUUAAAUGUACUGUAUAGUUUCCAUAAAUUAUUGGAUUGCAUCUAUGCCUCUAAAAAGUCUAUAAUAAAAUGGAUUUCUGAUUUGUUUUAUAGGCUCUGUCGAAAUCUGAAAUUACUGCAUCACUUGGCAACAGGCUGCUGAGGGCAGUAAAUGCAAUAAGAAUUGCAUUUCUUAUGUCCAAACAAUUCUUCCUCAAAAGUACUAAAAGUAUCAUUAAAAAAACUAGAAUUGUUAAAAAGGAACCGUUCCAUCAUAAUUCUCUCAUCAUUUACUCACCCUCAUGCCGACAACUUUCUAUAUUGCAUAUCCCACACAAACACACACACACACACAUAUAUAUAUAUAUAUAUAUAUAUAUAUAUAUAUAUGAAUGUGAACAUGGUAUUUAACAUAUAUUUAAUUACAUAAAUGGAAACUGAAAACAAUCAAUGCUUUACAAAAAUAUGUGUUAAAUGCAUUAAAUACCGUAGGAACAACAUAUGCAUUCUUGGGGUAGUAAUGCAAAUUAUUUUAUAAUAUAAAAAAAUAUUCCACAAAUUAUUAUUAUUAUAAUUUUUUUUUUUUUAAAGUCAGUUACACAAAGAUACACUCUUUAAUUGAGAAAUAUCUGGAGAUGCAGAUUAAAAGACCACUUCACGCUGGGUCAUUUUUGACCACAUAUGCGUUUUAGGGUUAAUCCAUAUCCCCUUAGGGCAAUACGGA